Sapajus apella (tufted capuchin) is the source of this 1746-nucleotide messenger RNA. Its product is annotated as U8 snoRNA-decapping enzyme-like. The record is from RefSeq and is a predicted model, not a curated record. Gene Ontology annotation, cellular component: nucleus. NCBI's taxonomy places the organism in Eukaryota, Metazoa, Chordata, Mammalia, Primates, Cebidae. Gene Ontology annotation, biological process: mRNA catabolic process; sno(s)RNA catabolic process. Gene Ontology annotation, molecular function: snoRNA binding; phosphodiesterase decapping endonuclease activity. The transcript has 2 exons. The coding region runs from base 91 to 813 and encodes 240 amino acids.
CCGCCCACGCUGGGAUUGGUCCUGGUCCGAGGUGAGACGGACUUUGUGCCCUCGUGGGCCUUAGGGACUGCGGAGCAGAAGUGUUGGGCCAUGGCCCGGCCUCGCAGGCUGGAGCUGGCAGAGGCUCUGGCUCUGGGGCCGGACUGGAGGCAUGCCUGUUACGCCCUCCUGCACGCGCCCGAUCCUGGGAUUCUCUUUGGCCGCCUCCCUCUGCGCUACGCCAUACUGGUGAGGAGGGGGCGCGCCCGGACCUUUCCACUUUGGCCCUACAUCCUCCCUGCGGUACUACCCUUGGGUGCCCCUACCAAUCCCAGCUUCCUCCUCUCGCAGAUGCAGAUGCGCUUCGAUGGGCGCUUGGGCUUCCCUGGGGGAUUCGUGGACUCGCAAGACAGCAGUCUGGAGGAUGGGUUGAACCGUGGUCUGCUGGAACAGCUGGGUGAGGCGGCGGCUGCCUUCCGCGUGGAGCGCCCUGACUACCGCAGCUCCCACGCCGGGUCAGGGCCACGUGUUGUGGCCCACUUCUAUGCCAAGUCUCUGACACUCGAGCAGCUGUCCGCUGUGGAGGCCAGUGCAACACGCGCCAAAGACCACGGGCUGGAGGUGCUGGGCCUGGUGAGAGUGCCCCUGUAUACCCUGCGUGAUGGUGUGGGAGGCCUGCCUAUCUUUCUGGAGAAUUGCUUUAUUGGUGCUGCCCGGGAGCAGUUACUGGAUACCCUCCAGGACUUGGGAGUGGUGGAAGCUGGUGCUUUCUCAAGCCUUCAGAUACCAGCUCGUCAAAGGCAACCCUCUGUGGACCCAGGGAACCUAAGAUGAGGACUUUGGUAUUAGGAAGAGAAUGUUUUCUCUUCUGAACCUAAAGAUGAUACCAGAUUAAAAGAAGUGUGUACCAUAUGUUUUGAGCAGAGGACCCUCCAAUUCAUGGCAUCAGGGGCAAAAAUCCACAGCUCAUCCUAGGGGUCCCAGCAGGUUCUUAGAGCCUACCUCUUCCCUGUACAUUUGCAUAUAGCCUGGUAACCCCCAGGCAUGCAUAUGUACAACGUGACCACGUACAGCCUGAAAUAUUUCACCUAUCAAGUCCAGUUUAACCAGGAAUUGGCAUUUGUUACCAUACCCUGCUUCUUGCUUUGCAGAGAGCUUCUACAGGAAGGGUGGGUCCUUCCCACAGUCCUCCAUGGCUGCUCUUUAGAGUCUAGCCCAACCCAUGUUUGUUGGGAAGAACAGAGAAAAGUAUCCAUGCCCUUGCCAGAGGGUUCACCAAAGCAAUUGGCUCCUGAAAAGUGGGAGAGGGUCUUAACCAAUGUCCAACACUUUCCUUCUCCUGAAACUGAGAAGGGGUAAGGAAGUAGCUAGGUCCCCUUGGACUGAGCAUGGAUGUGAGACCUGUGAGUACUGGUGUCUCUCCUUCAGAGCUUUCAUCUACGGUUUGCUUUAGACUCUGGGACUAUCAGAAGAGAACUGACCCACAGCUGUCUAGCCCUGCCCUACCAAAAAAAGAGCCUCCCAUUAAAGAGGGCUUAGAGCUGGGCCUUGAGGCCCUUUACUUCUUUCAACAGAGAUCUAAUAUGUACCUACUAAAUGCCAGGUACUAUAAAAGGUCUUGCUCUCCAAGACUCCAGGACAGGGGUGGGCAAACAUUUUCUUAAAAGCCAAAUAGCAAAUAUUUUAAGCUUUGUAAACUACAUAGUUUUUAAGAAAAUAUCUUCUAACAUUGACUAAUAAAAAUUGCCUAUACUUAUUUUGUACAAA